AUGUUUGCCAGAAACUGGAUGGCCUACGAGCAGAAACAAAGGUUCAUCUCCGUUCGUUCCUCGGGUCUGUUUCGUAGCCAGAAAAGAGACGGCUGGUCUGUCAUGCUCAGGAUUCCUGAAAAAAAGAACCGCAUGUCUCGAGAAUGGGGGCCGAUCUACCUCCGCUUGUUGCCUGGAGGUGUGCUACAGAUGUACUACGAGAAAGGGCUGGAGAAGCCUUACAAGGAGUUCCAGCUUCUCCCUCAGUGCAGGCUCUCGGAUCUUAAACUGGAAAACUACGGCGAGCCGCGCAACGUCCUUUCUGUGAAGGUGGAACAUUUCUCGUACACAGAAAAGAAACGCUACCAUCCCAAGCUGGAAGUUAGUCAUGAGGCGGAGGCAGAGGAGCUGCUCAAGUUCGGCUCCACAGUGCACGACGACAUGGAGGACCUGGUGGUCUAUGAAGAGGAAAUCUUCAAAUUGUGUAUACACCACCAGCAGAGGCGACACUACGAGGAGCAGGAGCUGUCCUUGCAGAUCACUGAUCACAUCUGGGUUCGACUGGAUAAGUUUGGAGAAGUCAUGGAGCGGACAGCCUUCACCCAGAUUCACUGCCUGGCUUUCCUGAACAGACUAGGGGAUUGUUUUCUCGCCCUUAACGAUCUGGGACUGCUGCGCUUUGACUCCAGCUACGGGUCUGAGGAGGACGGUGAACUCUGGAUGGAGAUCGCAGACUGCCAUUUCCACAAAUGUGUGAAUGAGACCGAGUUUGAGGUCGUCCGGCUGAUAAAGUUCUCACCUCCUGAGGCCUGCAGGGUGGAGUUGAUGCGGUAUAAGACGGAGAUGUUGGGUUGCACGGAAAUUCCUUUUUCCAUCAAAGCUGUCGUCACAGUUCAAGGUGCCUAUGUGGAGCUCCAGGCCUUUCUAAACAUGUCACCCACCUUCCUUUCCACAGUGGGGGGGUCUGACAUGAACCCACUGUGUGAGAAUGUAGUGAUCCGUGUGCCAGUUCCAGGCGACUGGGUCAAAGUGACACAGACAGUGGCCUUGCUGCGACAGAGAUCACUGAAGGGUAUGAACAGAAAAGCUUGCCUGGGCGCUGUCAGCACUUCAGAUUCACAGCCUGUCAUGCAGGUGACGAUCGGCACCGUCAAGUACGAGAAUGUAUAUUCAGCCGUCGUGUGGAGGAUCGACCGACUGCCUGCCAAGAAUACGGUAACGCAUUUCUGAGAGAUUAAAAUGUAG
Molecule: messenger RNA, 1224 nt
Organism: Etheostoma spectabile (orangethroat darter)
Lineage: Eukaryota; Metazoa; Chordata; Actinopteri; Perciformes; Percidae
Product: stonin-1-like
Biological process (GO): endocytosis
Source: RefSeq, a predicted model, not a curated record